GUAAGCCGCACUCUUCACUGCCUGCACACUGCGACACUCUCCCUACUCACUGCCACACAACCACCCGACCUUCAUGCCUCGUCUCUUCACAAAACAGCAAACAACAACAACAUAUGUUAUCAAACUAUGCGACGGUGGAGAGCGGAGAUUAGAGAUGAAGCGCGGUGUGCAGGGGCGUGUACUGAUGACGGCCCUGUGCGCAUCUCUGCAUCUUGUUGACGACCUCUAUUUCGGUUUGCGAUUUAUCGACGCGCGUAAUUUGUCGCGUUGGCUGUCGUUGGGGAAGUCUCUGCAGCAGCAGUUGGGAGAUAAGUCUGUUGUGCUGCAUUUCAAUGUGAGGUACUACACACUCAACCCUGACUGCUUGGAGGAGGAAACUGCAAGAUAUUAUUUCUUUGCUCAGUUGAGGCAAGACAUUAAGCUUGGCAGGUGUCCUCUUUCAUUUGGUGUGCUUGCUGAGAUAUGUGCAUAUGCAGUGCAAGCUGAACUAGGAGACUAUAAUCCGUUGGUACACAGAAACAAUUAUGUAUCGAAGUUUAGAUUUGUACAGGAUCAGACCGCUCAGCUGGAGAGAAAGAUAGCAGAUAACCAUGUUAAACUAAAAGGUGGCACACCAGCAGAAAUGGAACGUUGUUAUCUUCGAAGACUUAAAGACUUCCAUUAUUACGGUUUACAUCUACACACAUGCAUGCUCCACGGUAGUCGAGAGACAUCAAUAAAUGUAGGGGCUAGUGCACGAGGUGUGUACAUAUUCAGUGGCUCAAUCCAGAUUGGCUACUUCCCCUGGAACAGAGUAUGGGAGCUAAAGUACAAGAAACGUCAACUAACAGUUGAAGUUGCAGACACAAUGAGAGGUGGUGGUCUGUUUUUUCUUCUCGAAGUACCAACAGGGAGAGAGUGUCGACUGUUGUGGAAGGAAAUGAUAGAGCAACACUAUUUCUUCAAACGAGAAAUGGCUGGUUGGCCACACAAGGGAAAAACAAGCAUAAAAAGAGGUGCUCCUGUCAUACAAGAUGAUAAACAUCCAGUUCAGAGAGGUCCAGUGGCCGUCGACAGGACUCCGAGCAACAAUUUUGUUGAGCGCCAUGCAAGCAUUAUGAUGUUCAACACAGUUGCAUUAUCAAAGCGCCAGUCAGUUUCCUCUCUGGAUGACCAAAGACACCCUCAUAGCCCUCAAAGUUUGUCAAGUGUGCACGAUACAGACAGAUCAAUUGUAAUGUCUACAAGCAAACCCAACAGCAGUGCAACAACCAAGGGUAGCAGCUCUACUCUUCCUAAUCCAUUUCUACAAUCGGAAUUACUCUCAUUCAACUCAAAGAUGGCUUUAACUCAAAAGAGAAGUCAUGGGAUCUCUCCACGUGGUUUCCAGGACAAACCCCUCAGCUUACACGAAUACCAAAGGAGAGCAAGUCAACAGAAAUGGCACAGAUCUCAACACCAGCAACAGCUUGAAAAGCUCCUGGAUGAGUACGAGAGGCAGAGUUUAAGUUCUGCAAACUCUCCAUUUGUUAUGAAUCAUCAGCGAAGUAUGUCUCAUGAAGAUUGCAUCAUUGAAAAUGUGAAAUCUGAGGCUAUAAGUACAUCCAAUCAUUCAUUUUUUCAUUUGAAAAAAAAGAAGGCUACUAGUAGUCGGUUACCUGUAAGAGGCACAAGGAGUGCCCCAAGUUCUGCAAGUUCACCACCUCCAGCAAGUGGAGUUCUCAGUGAAUUAAACUUUAACGAGAAACGAAAUCUCAGCUGCAAAGAGGAAGACAUGUUCACCGAAGCAGACAGCAUUCUACCCAGUUUGUCAGUUGGAGUAGCAUUAGAUCAAUACACUGAUGACUUAUCAACAAAUCUAUGUAGUCAGCCUAUACCAGAAGACAACACACUACAUAAUGACACUCAGGAUCUCUCAUUUGAUGACUUCAUUGGAGAUGACAGUUGUAUAGACCAUACCGUCAAAUCUGACUUAUAA
Messenger RNA from Corticium candelabrum, 1957 nucleotides. RefSeq names its product band 4.1-like protein 5. Bases 74 to 1957 code for a protein of 627 amino acids. The record is from RefSeq and is a predicted model, not a curated record. Gene Ontology annotation, cellular component: cytoskeleton. The transcript has 22 exons. NCBI's taxonomy places the organism in Eukaryota, Metazoa, Porifera, Homoscleromorpha, Homosclerophorida, Plakinidae.